Messenger RNA from Jaminaea rosea, 1263 nucleotides. RefSeq lists its product as hypothetical. The record is from RefSeq and is a predicted model, not a curated record. Lineage: Eukaryota; Fungi; Basidiomycota; Exobasidiomycetes; Microstromatales. The transcript is spliced from 3 exons. The coding region runs from base 1 to 1263 and encodes 420 amino acids.
AUGUCCUCGAUGCUUAUCACGUUGACGACUAGAGUAUACCACGCCUUCGAGGGCCCGACGUCCUCUACCAUUCCUAUCCAUCGACUCGGCAAGACAGCUGACACCACAAUCUUGCAAGACCACUCCGUCUGCCAGAAUUUGUCACCAUUGCCAGAUGGGCUUCCAGACGCCAAAGCAGCCAAAAAAAAAAUCGGCGUCGACGGACGCCUAGCCCUCGUCAUCCUACCCACCUCGGAGCGAGAGUCUUGGACCAUCAACAACCCCAUCAAGAUCGUUCCCGAAGUCAUUAUCAGCCUUGCUGCCCGACCUCGUCCAGGUAGCUCCCCAGAGGCCAUGUGGGUCUCAGCCCAAGCGGCAUCGUCGAUGGCCGCCGCACCCUCUGCUCAAGCCACCAGCUCCUUGUCGACGGCCGCCGCACCCUCUGCUCAAGCUACUACUACCUCGUCAACGGCCGCCGGACCCUCCUGUAAUGCUAGUCUAGCCGAGCCAAAGCUCAACACGGCAGUCGCUGCCAUAGAAGCCAGCGAAGACGACAUCGAUGGCAUGCCCGCCAGCUACGAUAAAUACCCAGCCCCAGGCAUGAUCAGCCGUCUGGACGACGAGACCUCGAAGGCGUUUGAUGCCAUGCUUGGCGAGGCCGCCGAGGCCUUCGAUGCUCUUGAUCUGGACAGCGACCGAGGAGCGACAUCGCAAUGGCGGCGGCCCGACCAUCUUCUGGGACUCAACUCAAGCACAUCCUUCUCGGUGAUCCUCGUCCUUGCCUUCCGCGCGUGGCUGCGCGCGCUGAGCAAUUGUGAGAUUCUCGUCAUAACUGCCUGCGGCAUCGACGUCAUCUGGAAGGACAAAGAGGGAUGGAUCUACGUAAUCUUCUCGUGGAUCGUGUGCUUCUGCCGCCGUGGUCGCCGCGACCGCCUCCCCGGCAUGGCCAUGGAGUUCUCCGCCGACAACUUCCCGCCCAUGUUCCCCUGCUUCGUCUCUCACGUCGACCACUGUCGGCUCUUUGGCAGGAGGUCCAACGGCGACUUCAUCGGGGGCGACGAUGCUGCGGACCACCUCAUGGACGAGAAAGUAUUGAACAUGACGGUCAUGUCAAGAAUGACGAACGCGGUCUUGGAGACACACCCUCCUCGCCACAUCGUUCAGCUCGUCGAAGUCGACCAGAGGGGCAACCGACGCAGCGCUCCACUUGAUGCGCCAGGAAGGCCUCCUGCUCGAGAUCUCAGUGGAAGAGAUCGAGAAGGUCUGCUCCUCAAGGAUGGUUGA